UCAUUCAAAUCGGGGACGAGCCGAGGGGAGAGAGGUGGCUGUUGGGCUGGCUGGAAGUCAGCAUCGCGAAUUAAGCACUCACACACUUGCACGUCGCUCGCUGGUGGCCGGAAUCUGCACACAGAUCAAUGCGAGUGCUGUAGAAACUCUUAGCCAAAGCAUUACACCAGUGAAGAUAACUCAUGAAAUACACCGAAGUCCUUUUUGCAUUUCUUUAAUACGACAUACUGGAUCUUCUACUUUCGUCGUUGUUGUUGUUGUUUUUGUCCCAAAAAGGAUAUACUGUUCGGAGAGCGGCAGGACAGCGGGCGGAAAGUAAUUCUUAAUAUAAUGGCUUUGCGCGUUGCUUGUGCGGAGUCGGUGUGGUGGUGAUGCUACUGCUGUCUCUGCGGGAGAAAUUGACUCGGUCUGGAGCGGAGUUUGCAAAGUUGUGCGGUGCGGGGUUCGUCGUCUUGAAAUCUCAUUCGAGCGCUGCCUGUCCCCACACCCGUGCUCCUGCCUGCUGAAUCUGGAUAUUUCUUAUUUCCGUGGACGUCGGCUUGGAUAACACGACGCACAUCUGGGUGGAAUUGACAGUGCGUUAAGAAGAGCUAAGGCGAGCACUAACCGGGAGAGCGCGAUGGUGUUCCAUCUCGCGUGGGAUGCCCUGCUGCUCUCGUAUGCGCUGGUCGGCAUGGCUUUAGGCUCCCGCCUGCGGCUUGAGGACGCGCCCCCCCACAUCGUGGAGCACCCCUCGGACCUGAUCGUGUCCAAGGGCGAGCCGGCCACGCUCAACUGCAAGGCGGAGGGCCGGCCGGCCCCCACGGUGGAGUGGUACAAGGACGGCGAGCGCGUGGAGACGGACCGCGACGACCCCCGCUCCCACCGCAUGCUGCUGCCCAGCGGCUCGCUCUUCUUCCUGCGCAUCAUCCACGGCCGGCGCAGCAAGCCCGACGAGGGCGUCUACGUCUGCGUGGCCCGCAACUACCUGGGGGAGGCUGUGAGCCGCAACGCCUCGCUGGAAGUCGCCAUUCUGCGAGACGACUUCCGGCAAGCGCCCAGUGACGUGGUGGUGGCAGCAGGGGAGCCGGCGGUCAUGGAGUGCAUUCCUCCCCGGGGUCACCCAGAGCCAACCAUUUCCUGGAAGAGGAACAACAUCCGGGUCAAUGACAAGGACGAGCGAAUCACAAUCCGAGGGGGCAAGCUGAUGAUUUCGAACACACGAAAGAGCGACGCUGGCAUGUAUGUGUGUGUAGGUACCAACAUGGUGGGGGAGAGAGACAGUGACCCCGCUGAGCUGGUGGUGUUUGAACGGCCAACGUUCGUCCGGCGGCCAGUCAACCAGGUGGUGUUAGCGGAGGACUCAUUGGACUUCCUGUGCGAGGUGGUGGGGGACCCCACCCCCACGGUGCGCUGGCGCAAGGAAGAGGGAGAGCUGCCCCGUGGGAGGCAUGAGAUUCGAAGCGACAACACUCUGCGCCUUACUCAGGUGCGCGCGGAAGAUGAAGGCGCCUACACCUGCGUGUCUGAAAACAGUGUGGGCAAAGCAGAGGCCUCGGGCACGCUCCAAGUACAUGUCGGCCCAUUCCUCCCUCCCCAGAUUGUUGUUCGGCCCCGGGACCAAAUCGUAGCUCAAGGACGGACUGUCACCUUCCUCUGCGGGACGAAGGGGAACCCCCCGCCUGCUGUCUUCUGGCAGAAAGAAGGGAGUCAGAUUCUUCUGUUCCCCAGUCAGCCUCCAGAGCAGUCGGGCCGUUUUUCCGUGUCCCUGAGUGGGGAGCUGACCAUCAGUGACGUCCAGAGUGAAGAUUCUGGCUAUUACAUCUGCCAGGCCAUCAGUGUGGCCGGGAGCAUCCUGACCAAGGCACUGCUGGAAGUGGAGAACGCACCAUCAGACCGUGUCCCUCCGAUUAUCCGCCAGGGGCCAGCCAAUCAGACUCUGGCCCUGGGUGCCACGGCACAGCUGCAGUGCCAUGUCAUGGGCAACCCCUUACCCAGCAUCCAGUGGGAAAAGGAUGGACAGAGGAUUCUGGGAAAUGAUGCCCGCAUCAGCCUCAUGGAAAACGGCACAUUACAGAUCACCCUCCUGCAGGAAACCGAUUCAGGGGUGUACACCUGUAUUGCUUCUAGCGCCAGUGGGGAGACAAGCUGGAGUGGUAUUCUCACAGUGCAAGAAAGUGGAGCCCCAUCUGCUCCCCAGCCCUCUGAGCCCAGUCUCCUGCCUGGACCCCCCCAGAAGCCCAUCGUGACCAACGUGACACGAAACAGCGUGACCCUGACCUGGCAGCCGAACCCCCAUGAAGGAGGGGCGCCGGUCUCUUCCUACAUCAUCGAGGCCUUCAGCCAAUCUGCAGGAAGUACUUGGCAAACAGUGGCAGACUUUGUCAAGCUGGAGAAGCACACCGUAGGUGGCCUCUUCCCCAACACCAUCUACCUGUUCAUCAUACGCGCUGUCAACAGCUACGGCCUCAGUGAUCCCAGCCCCAUCUCUGAGCCGGUCCGCACUCAAGACGUGAGUCCAACAGGUCAGGGUGUGGACCACAGACAGGUGCAGCGGGAGCUGGGGGAGGUGGUGGUGCGGCUCCUGGAGCCUGUGGUUCUCUCUGCGUCCAGCGUCCAGCUCUCCUGGACGGUGGACAGCCAGUCCAGGUACAUCCAGGGAUACCGGCUGCUCUACAGGCCCAAGGGGAGCGCCUGGCUGGUCCAGGACGUGAAGGCAGCCCCCGAGCGCAGCACGGUGCUCGCUGACCUGCGGAAGGGCACGGAGUACGAGGUGAAGAUCCGGCCCUACUUCGACGAGUUCCAGGGCAUCGACAGCCAGCUGCUGAUAGUGCACACGCCUGAGGAGGCCCCCAGUGCUCCCCCACAAUCAGUAACCGUGGUAACUGUCAAGCUGAGCAACAGCACCAGCAUCAGUGUGUCCUGGGAGCCACCCCCUGUGGAGAAACGGAAUGGAGUUAUUCAGGAGUACAAGAUCUGGUGCCUGGGCAAUGAGACACGGUUCCACAUCAACAAGACGGUGGGUGGGACUGUCCUCUCCACGACGGUCACCGGCCUGCUGCCAGGGAUACUGUACCAGGUGGAAGUGGCAGCCGUCACCAGCGCAGGAGUGGGAGCCCGUAGCCAGCCCGUGUCCGUGCUCAUCAAGCUGCCCUCGGACCAGCCCUCAGCGCCGGCGGAGCCUGGCGAGAACGUGAGCUUAGCAGAGCAGAUCACAGACGUGGUGAAGCAGCCGGCCUUCAUCGCGGGCAUCGGGGGGGCCUGCUGGGUCAUCCUGAUGGGCUUCAGCGUGUGGAUUUACUGUCGCCGCAAGAAGAGAAAGGAGCUCAGCCACUACACAGCUUCCUUUGCUUAUACUCCUGCAGUUGGAUUUUCUCAUGGAGAGGCAUCUGGUCUCAUCAAUGGCAGACCUGGUAUGCUUGGCACCAACAUGGGCAACUACCCCUGGCUGGCCGACUCGUGGCCCACCACCAACUUGGUCCACAGCGGCAAGGAGUCGGUAACCUGCUGCACCGCCAAGCACGACUCCGCUGAGAGGUACUACAAUGAAGCUGGGAUCUCUAAUUAUCUCAGUCAGACGGAGAAAUUUAGCUCUGGGUCCAAUGAGGGGCCUAUCUAUAGCACCAUUGACCCAACCAGCGAUGACCUCCGCACCUUCAACUCCUCCUAUUCCCAGCACGCUACUCCUUAUGCCAGUACGCCUGUCAUGCCCUUUGCCACCCAGGGCCCCUACAGCCCUGAUCAGGAGGGAGGGCACUGGAUGGCACAGCCAGGACCCUCGGGGUCUCAGUAUGCCCAGCCCGACCGCUCCAGGACGGACAAUGCUGUGAAACUGGGGAAGCAGAAAUCCAUGGGGAAAGCAGUGAAGACACCUUCUCUGAACUGGACCGAGUCCUUACCUCCGCCACCUCCUGCCGGAGAGCUUGAAGAGUGCGUUGAAGAGUCGGAGGAAGACGGGGAUGAUGAAGAGCUGGGCUCUGAGGAAGAAGACUGGUGCCCCCCACUGCCAGAGAGGACCUACCUGACGGACGGCCCCUCAGAGGAUGUACCAAGCCCUCCACCUCGUGGGGAAGCCUCAUCCCCAGCCACCUCAUACGGGCACCAGUCCACAGCCACGCUCACCCCUUCCCCCCGAGAGGAGGGCCGACCCUCAGAGGACAUCCCCCGGCUGCACCACCUCGACAUGCCACAGCUCGCAAGGAGGGUGCCAUGUGGACCAGUUCCUGUACCCCGGGCUCCCAGCCCUCCACUCACACAGUCCAAUCCCAACCUGGUGAUGGUGCAGGAAGGCUCUGAGGUCGGCACUUCACCUAUGCAUCGGCCUGGCCACCGCCGAGACCAAAGCCAGGGCGCAGUGCUGAGUGUGGAUAACGUCAGCUCAUCAGGGCCAGGCCGUGCUCGACUCGCACCAGGUGACAGCACUCACACACCCCCAGGACAGAAAUCACGAGCCAAAAAGAAAUCGUCCAAGACUGUCCAGUACAGGAGAGAACUGAACCAAGGAGACCUGCCCCCGCCUCCAGAGCCGCCCCCCGCGGACGAGUUCCCCCAGGUCUCAGCGGGCAGCCUGGAUUGCAGCCGCACAUCGCUGGAGAGAGACGGCAGCGCGCCCUCGUCCGUGGAGCGGCGGGCAGAGCACAGCACCCCCCACAGGAAGGCCUCGGCACAGCGACACAGAGAGGACGAGGACAUCAUCCCUUACAGCAGACCCAGUUUCCUGUCCAGGGGCCAGGUGUCGAGCAAUUGCUCCACGACAGGGAGCUCGUCUUCCAGGGGCUCGACAGGGUCUCGAGGCCCCGUGCCAGGAAGGAGCCGGCCGAUUGCAGAGCGGAGUGAGGAAAAGAGAUAAGCAGAAAGAGAGGGACUGUCUGAAGUAUUUUUUCUCGGCGUUUCUGCUACAGUACAUCUCCAUUUUUCCGCGACUCCCAGCUUCUUCAGAGGAACAGAACACCAGAGGAAAAGAAGAGUACUGGACGUGAUUAUGACCUGCCUUGUCUAAUGAGAGCGAUGGACUUUUGCAUUUUUUUAUUUAUGAUUUGUGGGUUUGUGUGCAUCUGAUCCCUCACCUUCACCUGUACAUACCCAUCUUUGUAAGGUUUCUAUGUGGAUUUCAGGUGCUGCGAAAGAAAGAGAAUAUAUUGUAUUUAUAAGAAAGAAAGGAAACUGUCGAUUAUUGUCCGAUAUUAUAAAGUUCAUGUCUGAAUGUGCCAAUUUUUUGUAGAAAGUAUACCCUUAAAAAAGCAAGAUACGAUUGCACUCUUCUGUUGUGAUCAAUGACAACAGAAUAUAUAUAAAUAUUAAGCACAAUCUGUGUAAACCACCUCAAUCUGACUUUUAGCAGAAAGGGAACAGCCAGUCAGUCUGCCUGCUAUCUGGUCUUUGGAUCCCAUCUUGUCAUGGUCCAGUCAGAGUGUGAUUUUCGUGGGUGAGGCUUGCGAUGGGAUGAGCAUCGAAGGGAUUGUUCAGAUGGUUUUGAAGAAGUGUUUCUGAAUUGUGCAAACGUGUUCUGUAAAAAAAAACACCAAAACGAUCUGUUCUGUCGACUAACUUUUCGGUAGUCGUCCUGUUUUGUAAAAAUGCAAUUUUGAAAAAAAUAAAAAAUACAUUUGUUAAGCUCCGUGCAACUCAGUGGGAAGGGUAUGCGUGUGUGUGUUCACUCUUUGGCAGUACAGUGGUUGCACCCACUUAAACAAGCAAAAGAGAAACAACUUUAAAAGCAAGCAGUUGAGGAGAGUGGGUACGGUAGUGGUUAAGGAAAACAGGGUAGUGUCAAAAAUGUUCCCCUGACUGUGUGAGCAAGUUACUUGGCCUCCUGCUCUGCUCUCCAGUUGAGAUAUAAGACAAAAAACUUUUAUAGAGAUUCUGACACCCUAGUCCUUUUGAGUCGCCUGGAAAAGUGCGUCAGCGAGAUGGCGAUUACAGCAGGUAGAUAUCAAAAGAAAUAGAGGAGAUAAGAGAUUUCGGUUACAGAACCAAACCCCACAUGCACAAAAACAAAAAACCUUUUACUUUUUGAGGAAGGGUGCUUGCCUGACAGCGUGAAGUAAGGCUUUCACCAGACCCCUCGGAUUGUUUGCAUCAGAUGGUGCCUGGCAGUGUCUGUAUUAAAAAGCGUGAAAUCACUUUCGACUGCUUUGCUGAGAGCAGGGCAAGAGAAUAGAUUAGUCACAUCUUCGCAAGCCCCCAGAGACCCCCCCACCACUAGUGCCCUAGGGGACCUCGACCCCCCAGUUAGGGAAACACCGAUGCUGUAUGUGAGUACUGCCCCCUAGUGAUAUCCUGUUGUGUGAGUGCUCAUGCAAGCAUGCGAGCACCAAGACUGCCCACUGCAUCCUGUCUGUGAACAGGAUUAUUUCAUGCCUCUUCCUCAACAGAAUAAAAUUAGCUCCAAAAACUGUAAGGGGCCCCUAUGAUAAGUGAAAACAAAUUGCAGAUUCUAAGUUUUAGUGACAGGUCAGUAAUAAUUUUCAGCCUGUUUCCCAUUGAAUCCCAAAGCCAAGAUAUCUCAAGUAAUUGGCUAGCUUCUCUGGUAGUGAAGCUCACCAACUGGUUCACCUCAGUGGAAUUCUCAGUGGAGACCACAUAAGCAGAAAAGACAAGUCAUACUUUGCAUUUCAACGUAGGGAAGAAAAAUUAAUCUUCUCCUGACUUCUGUACGUGCAUUCUUGCCUGUUUCAUUACUGAGCGAUCAAAUAUAAAACUUUGAUCACCUGUAGAGGACUUUGAGGAUUUCUAUAGGGUCCAUAAUAGACUCAGAAUGGCUAAUCCUAAUAAGACAGUUGAUCAUAAAACAGGAGUGCCCUAGUCCAGUCCAGGAAGAGCUUAUGGGUUUCUUUAUAUCUUAGGAACAGGAAAAAAAUAUGCUAAACUGCUCCAUUGAAGCUGAUUUCAACUUAAAUUAUUUAGAGCUGAUCUGGAAUGAAAACUGCUCGAGUACUGGGGUUGGACCCCUUAGAUUACAGAGCUGAGAUUUCAUUUUACCCAAAAACUCCUGUCCUGUCCAACAUCUCUUUAUGUUACGGGGCUACCAGUAUGUAUUUCAUGGAACAAGACCUGUUAAAAGCUUACAAUAUCUCAAUUGUUAUGUGCUGUAUGGGAAGCUGUUUUUACAUCACUUGAGGCUUGUAUGAUUGAGGUGUUUCAUGUACCAUGGCUUAUUGCUGAUCAUUCUUGUUUUGGGAGGAAUGAAUACAUUUUAAAAUUACAAUGAAAAUAACACUACCCUUUCAAUAAAGUGACA
Messenger RNA from Lepisosteus oculatus (spotted gar), 7219 nucleotides. The record is from RefSeq and is a predicted model, not a curated record. Lineage: Eukaryota; Metazoa; Chordata; Actinopteri; Semionotiformes; Lepisosteidae.